This is a messenger RNA of Momordica charantia (bitter melon), 3545 nucleotides long. Its product is annotated as metal-nicotianamine transporter YSL3. The record is from RefSeq and is a predicted model, not a curated record. Gene Ontology annotation, cellular component: plasma membrane. NCBI's taxonomy places the organism in Eukaryota, Viridiplantae, Streptophyta, Magnoliopsida, Cucurbitales, Cucurbitaceae. Gene Ontology annotation, biological process: response to iron ion; seed development. Gene Ontology annotation, molecular function: iron-nicotianamine transmembrane transporter activity; oligopeptide transmembrane transporter activity.
CCUUAAACACCCAUCCCUUUUUCUUUCCUUUUGUUGCGAAGAAGCUCAAACCUUUUUACUGCUAAGUGGAUCGCCCAAUUAGCUCAUAUUCCAUCAUCACCAACAGAGAGAUGAGUCAACUAUUGAUUGUUUGGUGGAUUUUCAACCCAACAUGUGGAAAAUUAAAUGCCGAAGAAAAGGUUCAUGUAUCGCCAUUCCAAUGGUUGGCUGGAGUUCAGAGAGAAUGAAGAGUUUCGUAAAUCUCCUUCGGAGUGUAAUAAGAGUCAGCGCAGAGAUAUAGGACUUGAAGAUUGGAAAAUUCAAGCUUGAAGGAAGACUAUAAUAUUAAUAACCCACUUGUCUUCUUGUUUCCCCAUGCUGAGAAUCUUGAUUAGAAAAAAGCAGAAGGGCUGUCUCCGAGUCAAAAUUUUGAAUUUUCCAUCCUGAAAGAAUAAGAAGUCUGAAACUACGAUAACUGAAUCUGAUUGAACUGAAGAACUUGGUACUCCCAAUGGGGAACGCGAACAGGGAAGAACUGCAAGAGAUUGAGACUCCUGACAGCGUAGACGAAGAGAAGACCCGAGAUGAGCCAGAGGUUGUUAAAAGAAUUGCACCUUGGACUAGACAGAUAACAGUCCGGGGUGUUAUUGCAAGCGUAGCAAUAGGAGUCAUGUACAGUGUGAUUGUGAUGAAGCUCAAUCUGACAACAGGUUUGGUCCCAAAUUUGAAUGUCUCGGCUGCACUUAUUGCCUUUGUCUUUAUUAAGACAUGGACUACGCUGCUUCAGAAAGCUGGAUUUGUAUCCACUCCAUUUACACGACAGGAAAAUACUGUAAUUCAGACAUGUGCUGUCGCUUGUUACAGCAUUGCUGUUGGAGGCGGCUUUGGAUCAUAUUUGUUUGGUCUGAGCAGGAAGAUAUACGUGCAGGCUGGCAUAGACACAGAUGGAAAUGCUCCUGGAAGCACCAAAGAACCUGGAAUUGGUUGGAUUACUGGCUUCCUCUUUGUCAGUAGUUUUGUUGGACUUCUUGCCUUGGUUCCUCUCAGAAAGAUUAUGAUAAUAGACUAUAAAUUGACUUAUCCAAGUGGUACUGCAACUGCUGUUCUCAUUAAUGGUUUCCACACACCAAAAGGAGACAAGAUGGCCAAGAAGCAGGUUCGUGGAUUCAUGAAAUACUUUUCAUUCAGUUUUCUCUGGGGUUUAUUCCAGUGGUUUUAUUCUGGUGGAGAUAACUGUGGAUUCUUGCAGUUUCCUACGUUUGGAUUGAAAGCUUGGAAAAAUUCGUUUUACUUCGAUUUCAGCAUGACUUAUAUUGGAGCAGGGAUGAUUUGCUCCCAUAUCGUGAACUUGUCAUUGCUUCUUGGUGCAAUUCUUUCUUGGGGCAUAAUGUGGCCCUUAAUGAAGGGACUUAAAGGGGAGUGGUAUCCUGAAUCCCUCUCAGACAGCAGUAUGAAAAGCCUUAAUGGUUACAAGGUAUUUGUAUCAAUUGCUCUGAUACUUGGAGAUGGGCUUUAUCAUUUUCUUAAGAUCCUGUACUUCACUGCCUCGAGCAUGUAUGCGAAAGCAACCAACAAGGAGCUUAAAACAUUUCCAGAUGAUACGAACCAAACUUUUGACGAUCAUCGACGAAAUGAAGUAUUUUUAAGAGAUGGUAUCCCAAUAUGGGUGGCGAUCACAGGAUACAUCUUCUUCUCCGUUGUCUCUAUCAUCGUAAUCCCGAUCAUGUUCCCGGAGGUCAAGUGGUAUUACGUAGUCAUUGCCUACACUUUGGCACCGUCUCUUAGCUUUUGCAACGCAUAUGGUGCAGGUCUCACUGACAUGAAUAUGGCCUAUAACUAUGGGAAAGUGGCCCUGUUUGUGCUUGCCGCCUUGGCCGGCAAAAAUGAUGGUGUGGUUGCAGGACUCGUGGGAUGCGGUUUGAUCAAAUCUAUUGUUUCUAUCUCCUCUGAUUUGAUGCACGACUUCAAGACUGGCCAUCUCACCCUUACAUCUCCAAGAUCCAUGCUUAUAAGCCAAGCUAUUGGGACAGCCAUAGGCUGCAUUGUUGCUCCCCUCACAUUCUUUAUGUUCUACAAGGCUUUUGAUCUGGCCAACCCAGAUGGUGAAUACAAGGUCCCAUAUGCCAUAAUUUACCGAAACAUGGCUAUCCUUGGAGUUGAAGGCUUCUCAGCUCUGCCCCAGCAUUGCUUGCAGCUGUGUUAUGGCUUUUUUGGCUUUGCCAUAGUAGCCAACUUGAUGAGAGAUCUUACCCCUGAAAAAAUUGGGAAAUGGAUCCCGAUUCCAAUGGCCAUGGCUGUGCCUUUUCUCGUUGGUGCUUAUUUUGCAAUCGACAUGUGUGUAGGGAGCUUGAUCGUGUUUGUGUGGCACUAUCUAAAUAGUCAAAAGGCGGGAUUGAUGGUUCCAGCUGUUGCCUCUGGUUUGAUAUGUGGAGAAGGUUUAUGGAUUCUCCCUUCAUCAAUUCUUGCCUUGGCUAAGAGCAUGAAGGCCACUGUUCAUUUCAGAAACGGUAAGAAGGCAACACAUUGUGGAAACUGCAUGUUACUAAUGACGAGAGUUUGCAAGUUACCAACACAAACGAAAACGAACUUUUCAAUGACAUCUGAACAGAUGGAAAGCAGCCAAAAGAUACGUAACCAGUCCAAUGAGUAUUUAGACGCUUGUGAGCAGUGGAGAAUUUCGGAAAAUUAUGCUGCAUUUCCACGGGUAAUAGUUGGCUCAUCUCUUCUAAGCGAAGCAAAUCUUGUUCAGGUUGACAAUUUGAUGCUGCAGAAUUUGAUUGAUCACCAACUCCAAUGAACAUUUAGAAUCGUGGAAAACUAUUGGUCCAAAUGGCCUCACUGAUUUGACCAAAAAUCUCUAGGAAUGCGUUUGGAUCCAGGUGAACUUGUUACCCAAAAAAAGAAGACUACGACGACUUGAGAUCACGAGAAAGGAGUUUGAUAAAAAAGAGUUUGGGAAUGUUAACUGAUAUUUGGUUCCAGUAAUUAAGAUGGUUGAUGUUGUUGUGUCAGUUAUAAUGAUAGAAGUAGAUGCUUAAGUUUCAAAUUGCAGAAAUAGAAACCGAAAGAAAUGUUGUCAAACAGAGUUUGAAUUUGGUGAUUAAGGAUCCUUGACUGUGUGUGUACAGCCAAAUAUCUUUCAUAGAUAUGUCAGACGACAUAAGAUGCUGUAGACAGUAGCUGACAAUGGUUUGUCUUGUUUUCUCUCGAAAGAUGGUUUCACUUUAAUGGCUUUAAAUCCAAAGGAUCACACAUUUCAAGAAGCGGCAAACUGCAACGAGACACCAGAUAAUGUUGAUGGUUGGCCUGACCUGCUAUUUAUUAUUACCCUUUUUUUCUCCUCUUGUGACAGGAAGGGUUUGGCAGCAACCAAACAAAGACACAAGUAAGGCCUUACAAAACAAUGAACUUUGUUGCAAAAUGGAUGAGUCCUAUUAUGGAUAGAAGUAGAACAAAGGAGGAGUCCCAGUCCUCUACUACUCAUGAAUAAUGACGUAAAUUCUAGUGGAUUUGAAGUUUUUGUAAAUUCAUUUUCCUUCUCAAUGUAACAUGUUUGCUUAGAGAUC